This is a messenger RNA of Aedes aegypti (yellow fever mosquito), 798 nucleotides long. RefSeq names its product COP9 signalosome complex subunit 8 (gene CSN8). Gene Ontology annotation, biological process: protein deneddylation; COP9 signalosome assembly. The transcript is spliced from 3 exons. Bases 128 to 691 code for a protein of 187 amino acids. Gene Ontology annotation, cellular component: COP9 signalosome. The record is from RefSeq and is a predicted model, not a curated record. NCBI's taxonomy places the organism in Eukaryota, Metazoa, Arthropoda, Insecta, Diptera, Culicidae.
ACUGGAAGCUGGUAACCCGAUGGAACGAAACAAAACAAAAAUAAUCUCUUUGCAAUCGACUGAUUUGCUUCUAGUGUUGUUCAACAAGCUAAACUUAUAAAUUACAGUAGUUUUAGGUAAUUUAAUAAUGUUUUUCGAAAAGAUUAGACAACUCACACUGUUGCUGGAAAGGCAGGAAUUGGAGGCGCCGAAUGGCAUUGUUUCGGUUCAGCUGUACUCGGAGCUCUUCGCUGCAUAUCUGUAUCAGAAUGAUCUCUCCAACGCCCGAUAUCUCUGGAAGCGGAUUCCACCGAGUGUGAAAACCGGUCACUCCGAACUGGAGCAAAUGUACAAAGUGUUCCAGUGCCAGUGGAAUAAUGACACGGCCGGAUUCUACAAGGCCAUAAACUACGACUGGUCCAAACAUGUGUCCGAGCUGAUGUUUGAGCUGAAGGAGAAAAUGCAACAGGAAACUGUGAAUCUGAUCGGCCGGGCUUACAGUUCGAUCUUUGAAAACGUACUCGCGGAAAUGACCAACCAAACGCCGGAUAUGAUCGACGAGUUGUGCAAGAACCUUAACUGGGAGAUUGUCGAAGGUCCGCGUCCCAGGUUGAUUCUGCCCAAACAUCCUCCAGUGGAUAAACCGUUGGUGGUCACGGCCGAAGACCAGCUGCAAAAGUUGACCGAUUUUGUGUCGUUUUUGGAAAAUUGAUUCGCUCACGGGGAUUUGAGGUUUUUGAAGUUUCAUUAUUCAUGUACAUUUCUUGAUUUGAAAUAAAGGAUUAUCAAUCUGAUAUAGGUAAAAACAUUGAACCAAAA